Molecule: messenger RNA, 2207 nt
Organism: Belonocnema kinseyi
Lineage: Eukaryota; Metazoa; Arthropoda; Insecta; Hymenoptera; Cynipidae
Exons: 6
Coding region: 250-1908 (552 amino acids)
Source: RefSeq, a predicted model, not a curated record
CAUGUCGUCUUUUGGCACAAUUCGCAGUGCCACCGAGAUUCACUUCUCAGCGUUGGAAACAAAAACAAACAGAAACAAAAUUCUUGAUUAUCUCUGAUGUUUUAUUGAUUUUGUCGGCACUCGGCAUCGUUUCGAGCAUUUUAAGCUCUGUGGAUUUGAAGAGUUUUGACUGUUGAUCAUAGUUUUGCCAGAGAUGUUCAUUUUGAUGAAGAAAUUGAUGAAAAACGGAGGUUAAGGGAAAAGUAAAUAAUGAAAACAGGAAAAAUGGAGGAAAGUGAAGACGCGGAUCUGAAUUUAGAGACUUUCCAUAAACAGCCUGGAGCUGUUCCAUCAAUUUUUAAUGCUUCUAAAAAUUUCUCUGAAAAUGUAUCUAAAGAAAAGGUUGCGAUGAAACCUAAUGAAAAAUUUCUUGAAAUGUAUGAAGCGGUGAGUAAAUCGGUUCAUUAUCUUGGCCCCAGUUUCAAAUGGUCUGCCUACGCUUCUUCACAAUUUAUUAUAUGGUCCACCUACUCAGCUGAUGGUUCUGAAAUUCUGAAGCGAAUUGUACUCUCACCUAAUAUGAGAAUUCGUAUUUUCUUUAAAGAAAAAGAGCUUGUAAUACCCGAAGAAUUAAAAACUAUUGUAGACAUCGCGGGAAUGGAAAAAGUAUUAGGUUUCGUCGCCAAAAUCGCACCUUGCGAAAAACCAGAUAGGACACAGAGAGCAAAAGAAUGUGUUGGCUAUUUCUUGCCAAAAAAGCAAAAUGAUUCCGAUCCUCUAAAAAACAGAUGCUUUGCUUGUCGAAAGUUACUUAAAAAAUCACGCCCAAAAUUGCGAAUCUCUAGGUGGAGAGAUAACUCAAUUUUAGGCGCUAAAUGUAAUAAUUUACAAAGAAAAUACCAUAGUUUACAGAGAAAGGUGAAAACUUGUCUAUUAGAAAUUGGAGAAUUAAAAAAAGAUGCUGCGAAAAAUAAAACGAAAGUUCUGGAAGCGCCUAAACCGAAAGUUUUGACGUCACAAGGAGAGGGAGAAACUAUUUUUCUUCGAGACUUGAACAGCAAUACUGCCAAUGAAAAAGAUGUGAAUGAAACGAGAGCUGUUAUCAGUGAUCCUUUGGAAAUCGAUCCCUUUUCAAGUUUCUACGAAGACUCUCUCUGGAGUUUGGCAGAUUCCGACGAGAAUAAACCAGUCUCAAAAAAGGCCCGAAAUCCGGAAAAGGAAAAGUACGACUGGAAAAAGCACAAAGAGGCUUGCAACAAAGGCCAGGCAUAUUUAAACAAAAAAGGAAUUCUAGUUCGAGCACGAAAAAUGGGCGCUGGUUGCGACGAAACUUGUCGAUUUCGCUGCCAGGAACGAAUCAGUCUCGAAAAUCGGCAAAAAGUGUUCGACUAUUAUUGGAAACUCGGCAGUCAUCCACUCCAGUGGAACUUUCUUCUAAAAGUUGUCGGCUCCACGGAACCAAAGUCUCAAAAAACCAAUUCCACCUCGAAAAAAAAGUGGACUCGAAAUUAUUCCCUGCCGGCGGAAAAUAAACGAAUAAAAGUCUGCAAAACGAUGUUUUUAAAAACCCUCGACAUUUCUGACAGUAUUGUGGAGACGGCUUUGACCAAAGUCCGUCAAAAUGACGCCUUGAUUGACCGACGGGGAAAAAACUCGAAAACAAAUCACAAAAAAUUGGACGCGAUGAAUGAAAGUGUGAGAGAUCAUUUGAACAUUCUGCCGAUUUCGGAAUACAAGUUUCUCUAUGAUGGCUGUAAAAAGCAAACUUCCGUGAAAAAGGUCAAUAUUCGUCACAUGUACAAGGUUUACAAAGAUUGGAUGGAAAGAGAGCGAAAGGGCGAGCCGAUUGCUGGCGAGAAACGCUAUCGUUACAAUUUUAAAUUGGGUUUUAAGCUGAAAUUCAAACAGGAAAACAUUGAGAUUGAUUAAGUUGAUUUUUUUUUUCUACUUUUUUUAUUAAACGAUAGUUUAUUUAUGAUUGUAAAUUUUUAGUUAGAGCACAAGACUUGCAUUUUUACUGUUUUCAUUCUACGUACUUUUUAUUUAUUCGGAUUUAAAAUAUGUACAGUUAAGGUCUAGUUAAAAAAAAAAAAAAAAGAAAAUUACCAGGAAGAGAAUUCGCCCAUGGAUUGUACAAUUUUCUUUUUUUUCGGUGCCGGGCCACUUGGUUCGUCUUCUAAUCUGCGAUAAAAAUGUAUUAAUUAGAAAUAAAGUAAGAUUAUAUAUUA